ACUGAAAUUUGCGCAACAAGUUGUGUAUUGUAGUUUAAUCGCUGGAUGCCAAACACGGCUGUGAGCGCUACGUACUUCAGGUUCGACAUGCUGACAGCGGUGUGCUCUCAUAUAGCGGAGAGGCUACGUGUGUCAGACAGAGGGAGCAAUAUAAACUCGGACCUGGCGUUAGUGGUGGAGUGGACAACGGGACUAACACCAGCCCAGUCACUGUGUGAUGAGGGACUCUACAACAAAAGCUAUGGCUGGACCCAGGCCUGUGGUGCUUAGCGGCCCGUCCGGGGCGGGGAAGAGCACUCUGCUGAAGAAGCUCAUGAAAGAAUAUGACAGUGUCUUUGGCUUCAGCGUCUCCCAUACAACAAGAAAUCCUCGACCGGGAGAAGAGAACGGCAAAGAUUAUCAUUAUGUUACACGGGAGGUGAUGCAGGCGGGGAUUGACAACGGCGACUUCAUUGAGAACGCAGAGUUUUCGGGGAACAUGUAUGGGACGAGUAAAGCUGCUGUGCAAGAUGUACAGGCCAAGAACCUCAUCUGUAUACUUGACAUCGACAUGCAGGGUGUGAGGAACAUCAAAACGACAGACCUCAAUCCUAUCUACAUCUCUAUCCAGCCGCCGUCCAUGACAGUCCUGGAAAAACGUUUAAGAGAACGAAAAACAGAGUCAGAGGAGAGUCUCCAGAAACGUUUAAAAGCAGCCAAGGUGGACAUGGAGUUUAGUAAAGAGCCUGGUCUUUUUGAUGCUACAAUUGUCAAUGAUAAUUUGGAGGAGGCCUAUGGGCAGUUAAAACAAGCUCUCCUUGAGGAAAUUAAUAAGGUCAAGAAAAUCAAGAUGUCUUUGUAGGAGACAGCAUCACAUAUUUUUAUUCUCAUUCAGCCACUCCUCACGAAUCUGCAGACCUCCAUUCCAGUCGUGAACAUUCCCUCAGGUGGUGGUCUGUUAACCUCAGACAUCCCUUAAUGGAUACACACAAAUAUGUAGGUUUUACAUGGUUUUUAGGGGUAGUUAUUAUCAAAUAACAUGCUGUUUUUUUUACUGACAAGUGCUUUCCAUAUUUUUUAUUUUCAUUUGUAUGAAGAAAAGAUACUCCAGUAAUGCUUACUUGAUAUAUGAUUGGUAGGGUGUGCAAGAUGUUUUGUUGGACAGGGUUUAGCGAAUACAGAUAUACUGCUUGCAGCGUUGUCUUCUCACCAAUCUGGACUAACACAAAGAGUACCAUAACUCAUUCUGUCAUGGAAUUGGUGGGUUUUCAAGGGCGUGAAAAAGUAUUCCUCGAUAUGUUGAUUGGAGGCAGCGAGUUAUGUUACUCUUACAGUAAAUUGUACUGUGCUGAUGGUAUAAAGAUUUAGAGAUAGUUAAAUAUUUACUUUUAUCUGGAUCAACAUAAGCUGUUACAAUGCAACAGCUGCUCUUCCUGGGGUCCAUACUGGUGUCAGACACAGUCAAAGUCAUAUAUCAGCAUUCAGGCCCCUGCACACAUUUAGUUAAGGAAGGAAACCACAUCAGAAACCUCAGCACUACAACUGAUUUCUGGAAAACAUGGCAGGUAGAGUAACAUGCAAGUCAACUGUACUGUGGAGAUAAUGAAGCUAUUUCAGUGCUGGUAAAUGCUUUCCUUUUACAGGUUUUUAUAAUGCGCCACAGAAUGUGCUAACUUUGCUUCGUAAAUAUAAACACUGUUGUGUUCUAGUAGGAUUAAAUCCCACGAUAGAGGCAGAAAAUGUUGCUUAAAACAACAAAAAAAAAGUCACUGUGGGGCGUUAUAACAGAACAGUUUAACUGUUUGUUUUACAGUUGUAAAUUUGUAACUUUUAUAUUGUGUGACUAUCAUUUUGCAGCUUCACCUGUACAGUAAAAUGACACUCAGUGGACUGUUUUGAUUCCUAACUAAAGGUGAGAUUUUUAACUUCGAAUGAAAAUGAAAUGGUAGUGUUUCUUUUUUAUAUAUAUUGUUUAGAAACAAGCACACAAAUCUCCUUUUACUUGAAAACAGAAUAUUUAGGACCCGUGUGUAAUUUGGUAUUUUUUUUCCAUAAUACGCGUCUUUUUUCAGUUUGAAAGUGUUCACUGAAAUACCGUAGUUAAAUGUUACGUCACCAUCAGUGAAAUGCAGUCCCUUGGUUUGCCAUUUGAACACGUAAUAACUUCUAAUAAGUAUGUGCUUGUUGUGAAAAAAAUGCCAUUAUGUAUUCCUUCAAUCCAUUAAAUGUUCAGCAGUAAGACUA
Molecule: messenger RNA, 2223 nt
Organism: Scatophagus argus
Lineage: Eukaryota; Metazoa; Chordata; Actinopteri; Scatophagidae
Gene: guk1a
Product: guanylate kinase 1a
Exons: 7
Coding region: 218-841 (207 amino acids)
Biological process (GO): purine nucleotide metabolic process
Cellular component (GO): cytosol
Molecular function (GO): GMP kinase activity
Source: RefSeq, a predicted model, not a curated record